AUGUCUUCUCCAUUGCACACCGUUGGCUUCGACGCCCGUUUCCCAAAUCAAAACCAAACCAAGCACUGCUGGCAAUCCUAUGUGGAUUACCACAAAUGUAUCAACGCCAAGGGUGAAGAUUUUGCUCCUUGCAAAGUCUUCUUCAAGACUUACUCUGCCUUGUGUCCAGUCGACUGGAUUGAAAAAUGGGACACCCAAAGAGAAGAAGGUAACUUUGCUGGUAACAUUAAGCCAUAG
Saccharomycopsis crataegensis is the source of this 237-nucleotide messenger RNA. It is a transcript of the gene COX12, whose product is annotated as cytochrome c oxidase subunit VIb. The coding region runs from base 1 to 237 and encodes 78 amino acids. The record is from RefSeq and is a predicted model, not a curated record. NCBI's taxonomy places the organism in Eukaryota, Fungi, Ascomycota, Saccharomycetes, Ascoideales, Saccharomycopsidaceae. Gene Ontology annotation, cellular component: respiratory chain complex IV; mitochondrion. The transcript has 2 exons.